Leucoraja erinaceus (little skate) is the source of this 1850-nucleotide messenger RNA. RefSeq lists its product as uncharacterized. The transcript is spliced from 9 exons. Lineage: Eukaryota; Metazoa; Chordata; Chondrichthyes; Rajiformes; Rajidae. The record is from RefSeq and is a predicted model, not a curated record. Bases 339 to 1535 code for a protein of 398 amino acids.
UAGAUAGAGUUAUAUGGGCCAAACGCGGGAACACGGAACCUGCUUACAUUGUGUGUCUUGACCGAUAUGGACGAGUUGGGCCGGACGGCUUGAUUCCAUCGAUCAAUCAAACGGGAAUGGGACAUCUUGGCCGGAAUAGACGAGUCUGGCCUAACGGCCGGUAAUUUUCAAGCGACAGUCUCUCGUGUUUCAAUUUAUUUUUUAACCUUCCCUCUCCCGCUGCUUGCCUUAGCUUCUUUAAUUCCCGGUGUGGUGUUUAUUUUCCAGGUGUAUCGUGUAAUGAUGAUAUCGUCCAGUUACCCACAUCUCUCGGGGUCAGGGAAGGCGAACCGGCCAAGAUGGAUUGCUCUCAGGCGGGGAACAUUCGUAACAACAUGUUGUGGUAUCUCCAGAAGCGCGGCGGCGGGUUGACGCUGAUCGCCUCGGUUUACAUCAACAGCGAGGCCCGCCUGGAGGAGAGUGUUAAGGGCAGAUUCGUGGUUACGAGGACGAUGGAGAACAAGAAAUCAACUCUGGAGAUCCACAUGGUUAAGCGAGAGGACGGGGCGGUCUAUUUCUGCGGGGCUACGGAUGGGGCACAGCGGUGUAGACUCAGGCGGCGUCCGUACACAAAAUUCCACGCACCUGUUUCCAAAGCACCUGCUGAAGGAUGUCGAAGCUUUGAGGAGGUUGCGGAAGAGUUUUACCAGAAUGCUGCCUGGAUUAAAGGGUUCCAGUUGCAGAGAACGAUUCGAGUGGGAACAGAGGUUUACCUUGAUCGCUGCUCUCGGGUCCAGAGGAUUUACGCAGAACGAUUCCUGGAUUCGCAGGGUCCGGUGGCGCAUAGAAGAUUCGAGAGUUUGCCAGGACACGAGAGGCCGGAGUUACAGGUGUUUGGUGGAGGGGAGGGGUGGGAGAGGUUGAUACGAUCCCCGCCUCUCAGUUGCGAUUCUUUACGUACAGAGACCAGACUAGUUUUUGAACGGUCUCUGAUCGCUGUGAACCAACAGGAAGCCUAUUUUGGAAGUGGAACAAAAUUAGUUGUUCUCGAUCCAAAAUUGAAGCUGCGAUCUCCCGAAGUUACAAUUCUCCAGCCAUCUACCCAGGAAAUUAAUAGCAAGGGCAAAGCCACGGUGGUUUGUCUCAUCACUGAUUUCUACCCGGACAACAUCAAUAUACAUUGGUUUAUUGAUGACUUUAAACAAUCCAAAGAUGUUGCAAACAUCCAGAUGGAUCCCAGCUCCCAGAGCGAUGACGGAGGGAUCACCUUCAGUAUCAGUAGUCGCAUUAGAUUGGACGCCCGAGAUUACGCAAAGGCCAAGCAAGUCGUGUGUGUAGUAGACCACUACAAGAAUGGAUCUAUACCACAAACUAAACGUGUCACCUACAACAUCAAACAAGAGACGUGUGGCAUAAAUAAAGAGGCCAAAACACAGGCUAUGGAAGCUGGGAAACUGACUUAUAUGAUCCUGAUUUGCAAGAGCAUUCUCUAUGGAAUAAUUGCUUCUGUGCUGGCUUGCAAAGGCAAGACAUCUUCCAACAAGAGGUUUGAUUGAGGGAUCAAGGAGAUUCAACAACAAUGGUACAAAAGCAUGCAUAUCCACGAUCUUGUGGUUUCAAGAUUCCAUGAUCCCACCUUUCCUCGGAUUUGCAAUCGUUGUGGAAUAUUAAUUGGCUUUGCCGCGUUAGUUAAGUGUGUUUGCUCAUGACCCCGUUACAGCUUUGACUCUGGAAUCAAAUUGCUUGUAAAUUAUGUGGAUUUUCCAAAUCCAACUAACAGCACUCUGAAUUCGCCAGAAAAUUUGCCGUUUGGCUCUUUUUUUCUGUACAUGGUCAUAUCUUAAACAAUAAAGAGAGAUUUACUGCAAAUA